Exophiala spinifera is the source of this 510-nucleotide messenger RNA. RefSeq lists its product as uncharacterized. NCBI's taxonomy places the organism in Eukaryota, Fungi, Ascomycota, Eurotiomycetes, Chaetothyriales, Herpotrichiellaceae. The coding region runs from base 1 to 510 and encodes 169 amino acids. The record is from RefSeq and is a predicted model, not a curated record. The transcript has a single exon.
AUGUCCGACGACGCGAGCUACACGGCGUUCCUCGAACGGGCCAACGCGCCCCUCCAGUCGCACCCGCCGACACACGAACAGGCGUCGUCGACGUCGGAGCGACGCACGCAGUUCGACCCCUCGACGUCGACGUCGACGACCGCCGCGCUGCCCGCGUCUCUCAGAUCCCUCCCGGACGUGACGUACACCUCGGACACCGACUCUCCAUUUGAGCCCGUGGCGUUCAACUACGCCGAUUCGGCGCUCCCCAGCGCUCAACAGUUCGAAAAGUGCCUGCGCCACAAGACCCCCCGGGACGCCGCGCCCGCCGUCGAGGAGCUGGAGACGUCCGCGUUCGACCCGCGGGGCGAGUACGAGGACAUCAUCGCGCGCGUGGAGCAGGCCGGCAUCGAGGGCGCCGGGGUAAAAGUGUUCCGUGUCGAAGUCAGCGCGACGAGAGUGGAAUAUUACAUCGUCACAGUGGGCGAGAACAUGUUGGUCGGUGUUGUCACGAAGGCCGUGGAGAGUUGA